GUCUCACAGAGCAGCGCACUCCUUGGCGUGUCUCAUUGCUGAUGACUCUUCUGCUGCUGUGGACGCGGCUCUGUUGCCUGGUUUAGUUCGCAGCGCAGUCUGAGGAAGAUUCUAAAUCUGUGCCGCUGGACAGCAGGGAGGAAUACUGUCCUGGAUAAAGAAUAGGAGACAAGAAUACAGUUUAAGAGAAACUAAAUAAAAGCAUGUGGUAGAAAUAGCAGAGGUUACUGCCUGGAAGUUUACUCGUAAAGAAUGACCUUUCUGCGACCCUGUUCUGUAUUUACCAAAAACAAGUUCACACGCACUGAACCUCCAAGACUAGCGAAGAGAAAGCUAUGAAACUGCGCCCAUGCCUGCGCCAUUGUGGAUCUGUUUGUUACAACAUCGCUCAACUUCAAUUAACCUAAUAUACUUUUAAAAAAAUAUCAGGGUACCGUUAGUGUUUGAACAUCUCGGUACGAAGAAGGGGACGUGAAAUAACAAUAUCAGUACACAAAACACAGAUUACAUAUCUGCGAAAAACUCGCUGCAUCGACUCUGAUGCAUUCAGUCACAGGGCUAUACCAACUCCGGCAUUUCGGAGGGGUUUACCUGAAUUCAAAUUGUAUUUAUUGGAAAAAAACUACAGCUACAAACAGCUCGUUUACGAUGUUACUAUUGAAAGUAUUGUUGGAUUGUAAUUAAAAGGUCUCAGAUAUCACAAUUCAAUUUGCGGUCCAUAUUAGAUGAAUUGCCAAACAGAACAGUUUGUAUUUUGUGAUUGGUAUAUUCCUCGUUCUGUGGGAGACAGACCCGUUCAGACACUGAGGGAGAGCAGAGAGGAGAUGUGGAGUCGCUGCUAACAGCUCUCACCUGAAGAGAAGAAAGGACACAUUCACUGAGGAGACGGUCAGAGCGAGUGACUAGAGCACUAGAGCCGUGCUGCACAUCCCACUGACAAUACCUGAAAAGAUGUUGAUGAGUUGACAGAUCUCUGAUGGUGAACUUCUUCACAUUACGCACCCAUCACAAUUUGGUGUAAAAUGAUCCUGAUACACAAGCCGAAAGUCACGUUAUGUCAGUCAGACCUCAAACAGGUAGAAUGCUCACCAGAGCAGAAGGGUUAAAAUCAACAAAAGAUGGUGCCUCCCUUCCAAAUCGAGGCAGAUCAUUCCACACCUGUGGGGCUCUGAAGCUGAAUCCUCUGCCACCUGACUUCUUUCUCUGUAUGCAUGGAUUACUUUUCAUGGGACAGUCUUAUCUUGGAACAAAGAUGGAGUCUGUUUAUAUUAAGCAGGAGGGGGUUCUGGAAUUGGUACCUAUCUGCAUUAAACAGGAGAUGCCUGAACUGGAUCCUGUCCACAUUAAAGAAGAGUCUGAACUGGUGCCUGUCCACAUUAAAGAGGAAAAUACUGAACUGGACCCUGUCCACUUUAAAGAAGAGACUGAACUGGUGCCUGUCCACAUUAAAGAGGAAAAUACUGAACUGGACCCUGUCCACAUUAAAGAGGAAGAGACUGAACUGGAGCCUGUCCACAUUAAAGAAGAGUCUGAACUGGAGCCAGUCCACAGUAAAGAGACUAUUGACUUGUUUAAGGAUACAGACAAUAUAUCCCAGCCAAAGAUGUCACGUCAAUGUGCUGAAUGUGGGAAGGUCUUUAGUAAGUCAAGACACCUAAAAAAACAUCAGCGAAUUCACACUGGAGAGAAGCCGUAUCGCUGUAUUGAUUGUGGGAAGAGCUUCAUUGAGUCAGGAAACCUAAAAAGACACCAGCGAAUUCAUACUGGAGAGAAGCCGUAUCACUGUACUGAAUGUGGUAGAAGCUUCAUUGAGUCAGGAAGUUUAAAAAGGCACCAGCGAAUUCACACUGGAGAGAAGCCGUAUCACUGUCUUGAAUGUGGGGAGCACUUCAGUCGGCUAGGAAAUCUAAAAAUACACCAACGAAUUCACACUAGAGAGAAGCCGUAUCACUGUUUUGAAUGUGGAGAGAGCUUCAGUUGGUUUGGAAGGCUAAAUAUACACCAGCAAAUUCACACUGAAGCCAGCCUCUCUCCCUCCUAGUCCCUCACCUCUCCAUCCUACUUAUUUUAGUGUGUGGAGAGCUGACUGGGGCAGUGAUUCAAGAAUUUCAUGGAAUGGUGUAACAAUACACAUGUCUCUCUCCUCACUCACUCAUAUGAAUGUGUCCCCAUGAGUGAGAGCCAGCCUGUAUACUUUGCUGAGUGUUUAAAUACUGAGAAACUCCAACCUUGUUGUAUACUGGAGCCCUUCUUCAGUGCAGUGGGAUUUAAUGGGUAGAUUGCUGUAUAUGCAAUUAUGAGGACAGCUCCACAAUGGUAGAGCUGUUUACUGUGAAAUAUAUAUGCAUAACAUACAUGCUUCACCAUUACCAUUAUUACUACAUUCAUAGUUUAUACAGUUUGUGAAUAAUUGAUAAAAACAAUCUGCAGAAUGCAGUUGCCUCAUUAAGCAGCUUCUUAAAGGAUCCCAGGGUGUCGGCUUCAACAACAUUAUUGGGAAGUUGGUUCCAGACCCUCACAAUUCUCUGUGUAAAAAAGUGCCUCCUAUUUUCUGUUCUGAAUGCCCCUUUAUCUAAUCUCCAUUUGUGACCCCUGGUCCUGGUUUCUUCUUUUUUCAGGUCGAAAAAGUUCCCUGGGUCGACAUUGUCAAUACCUUUUAGGAUUUUGAAUGUUUAAAUCAGAUCACCACGUAGUCUUCUUUGUUCAAUUAUUUUAGCCUGUCUGCGUACGACAUGCCUUUUAAACCUGGGAUAAUUCUGGUUGCACUUCUUUGAACUCUUUCUAGAGCAGCAAUAUCCUUUUUGUAACGAGGUGACCAGAACUGGGGACGCAGCUGAGAACAGACCAGACUCAGGGAUUUUGUUUUAGUUACAAUAACAAGAUGAGAAACAUUAUACACAGAACUCUGGUUUUGUUUCUAUGAAUAUAUUAAGACGUAGAAUCUCUUUGCAUUGUGUUGCAAUUUAAACAUUUUCACUUAACAUAUUAAAAAGCUCAGCUUUCUAUUAGAAAUAGACUACAGCUAUGACCAAAGCUAUCCUCACUGUAGAAUGAACAAAAUGUGCUUUAUAAAUGUCGAAUGCAACCUGAAUAAUGUUUAACCCUUUGCGGUCCAUUGUCGGACUGGGUCCGACAUUGCAAUUAUUCCUCACAGGUCCUUUGUCGGACUGGGUCCGACAUCAUUAUAGCAACGCAAUAAACGGGUGUUUAGUCGUUUUUUCUCCGGAAAAAGCCGAGAAAACCAUUCAAUUGCCGAGUGGUAGCGACAGGAGCCGAGACAAGUCGGAAAAAAAAAAAAAAAAAAAAAAAAAAAGGCGUUUUUCAUGAAUAGUCAUACAUGGUAUCAGGUAUCAGAUAAUGGGCGUCCAUAGUAAACAAGCUGGCUAAGUGCGUCAGCGCACUGAGACUAUCAUGGACAUUUGCAGAGCUUUUUUCAGAUGUUAUAGUAAUAAAAUAAUGACUUGGAUCGCAUUAUUGAGGAGUUUGGUGAUAAAACGAGUGAUCUGGAGAUGAUCGAUCGGUAUGUACGACUAUUAUUAUUAUUAUUAUUUAUUUUACAUAGCUGAAAGCUAUAGCAAACAAAAGGCUGGGGCGGGGCUGGAGAUGCCUAGUGUGUGCUUUGUUGAUAUGCAGGGCCAUUUAAACCCGUUUGACUGUGAAAAAAAAUACUUUUAAACAGCGUGUAUAAAAUUAACUGCGCGUGUGAAAAUAAAUUAGACCUGGCGUGCCUGACGCGCGAUUAAUAAAUGGACCGCAAAGGGUUAACAUAUUAAAUUACACACCGCUUUGUAGUUUUCCAUAUCCUGAAAAGUGUUGAAUUUAAAUGAAGGGAAGUAAUGUUAAAACUGUACAAUGCAUUAGUAAGAACAUAAGAACAUAAGAAAGUUUACAAACGAGAGGAGGCCAUUCAGCCCAUCUUCCUCGUUUGGUUGUUAGUAGCUUAUUGAUCCCAGAAUCUCAUCAAGCAGCUUCUUGAAGGAUCCCAGGGUGACAGCUUCAACAACAUUACUGGGGAGUUGGUUCCAGACCCUCACAAUUCUCUGUGUAAAAAAGUGCCUCCUAUUUUCUGUUCUGAAUGCCCCUUUAUCUAAUCUCCAUUUAUGACCCCUGGUCCUUUUUUCUUUUUUCAAGUCAAAGAAGUCCCCUGGGUUGACAUUGUCUAUACCUUUUAGGAUUUUGAAUGUUUGAAUCAGAUCGCCGCGUAGUCUUCUUUGUUCAAGACUGAAUACAUUCAAUUCUUUUAGCCUGUCUGCAUACGACAUGUCUUUUAAACCCGGGAUAAUUCUGGUUGCUCUUCUUUGCACUCUUUCUAGAGCAGCAAUAUCCUUUUUGUAACGAGGUGACCAGAACCUCGUUACAAAAACCUCAUCUAGAAUAUUGUGUUCAGUUCUGGUCACCUCAUUACAAAAAGGAUAUUGCUGCUCUAGAAAGAGUGCAAAGAAAAGCGACCAGAAUUAUCCCGGGUUUAACCCUUUGCGGUCCUAUGUCGGAUCAGGUCCAACAUUACAAUUUUCCCUUUCCGGUCCGAAGUCGGACAUCAAAAAGACGUAAAAAAAACGGUCUCUAUUCGUUUUUUCUCCGAAAAAGAAGAGAAAACCAUUCAAUGGCAGAGUGAGGCCGAUAGGAGCUGAGAGAUGCCGGGGGGGAAAAAAAGGGGGGGGGAGGGUGAUCUCAGUAAUACACAUAGCCCCGGCACCACAGAGAUAACACGGACAUAAACAAACAAGAUAGCUGCUUCUGCAUCCAGCGCUCAAAGAAUAUCACAGGCAUUUGCAGAGCUUUUUGAGUAACAGUAAUAAAAUAAUGACUUGGAUCGCAUUAUUGAGGAGUUUGGUGGUAAAACGAGUGAUCAGGAGAUGAUUGAUCGGUAUGCACGACUAUGAAGAGGUAUGUGAAAAAUACAGCGAACAAGGGGUGGGGCGGGGCUGGAGAUGCACUACUGAGUGUCCUGUUGAUAUGCAGUGCCUUUCAAACCUGUUUUACUGUGAAAAAAAUACUUUUUAACAGCACGUCUAAAAUAAACUGCGUGAGAAAAUAAAUUGGACCGGACGUGCCUGAGACGCGCUGAAUAAAUGGACUGCUAAGGGUUAAAAGGCAUGUCGUAUGCAGACAGUCUAAAAUAAUUGACUCUAUUCAGUCUUGAACAAAGAAGACUACGUGGUGAUCUCAUUCAAGCAUUCAAAAUUCUA
This is a messenger RNA of Acipenser ruthenus (sterlet), 5189 nucleotides long. Its product is annotated as zinc finger protein 189-like. Gene Ontology annotation, biological process: central nervous system development; regulation of transcription by RNA polymerase II. Bases 1055 to 2041 code for a protein of 328 amino acids. The record is from RefSeq and is a predicted model, not a curated record. Gene Ontology annotation, cellular component: nucleus. NCBI's taxonomy places the organism in Eukaryota, Metazoa, Chordata, Actinopteri, Acipenseriformes, Acipenseridae. Gene Ontology annotation, molecular function: RNA polymerase II cis-regulatory region sequence-specific DNA binding; DNA-binding transcription factor activity, RNA polymerase II-specific. The transcript is spliced from 4 exons.